AUGAGUGCUCCCCCUGCUGGACAAAGGGGCGGUUUUAGAGGAGGUUUUGGUGGGAGAGGUAGAGGUCGUGGUGGUCGUCGAGGGCGUGGAGGUCGUGGCCGACUGGGCAAGGAUUCAGAGUGGAAGCCAGUCACCAUUCUGGGUCGCCUGGUGAAAGACAAAAAGAUCACCUCCUUGGAAGAGAUCUACAUGUACAGUCUCCCCAUCAAGGAGGCUGAGAUCGUCGACACGCUUUUGGGUUCAAGUGUGCUCAAAGACGAGGUUCUGAAGAUCAUGCCAGUGCAGAAGCAGACCUGUGCGGGUCAGCGCACUCGCUUUAAGGCGAUCGUGGCCAUGGGCGAUUAUAAUGGUCAUGUGGGUCUUGGAGUAAAGUGUGCUAAGGAGGUAGCCACGGCCAUUCGUGGUGCCAUUCUUCAAGCCAAGAUUUCAAUUAUCCCAGUUCGCAAGGGUUAUUGGGGUAAUAAGAUCGGCAAGCCACACACCGUGCCUUGCAAGGUGACUGGCAAAUGUGGUUCUGUCUUGGUGCGACUGAUCCCAGCACCUAGAGGAACUGGGAUAGUCAGUGCACCAGUUCCCAAAAAACUGCUUUCGAUGGCGGGUAUUGAAGAUGUAUACACCAGCGCUCGUGGACAAACCGCAACUCUUGGCAAUUUCGCCAAGGCCACCUAUGUUGCUAUUAGGAAAACCUACGAAUACCUUACGCCUGAUCUGUGGUCUGUGGUCCCGACCCAGAAGCACGUUUUCGUGGAGCAUGAGGCGUAUCUCCGCAAUAUCGGGAAACAGACUGCGUAA
Echinococcus granulosus is the source of this 792-nucleotide messenger RNA. RefSeq names its product 40S ribosomal protein S2. Gene Ontology annotation, cellular component: ribosome; cytosolic small ribosomal subunit. Gene Ontology annotation, biological process: translation. The record is from RefSeq and is a predicted model, not a curated record. The transcript is spliced from 2 exons. Bases 1 to 792 code for a protein of 263 amino acids. Gene Ontology annotation, molecular function: structural constituent of ribosome; RNA binding. NCBI's taxonomy places the organism in Eukaryota, Metazoa, Platyhelminthes, Cestoda, Cyclophyllidea, Taeniidae.